Molecule: messenger RNA, 558 nt
Organism: Aegilops tauschii subsp. strangulata
Lineage: Eukaryota; Viridiplantae; Streptophyta; Magnoliopsida; Poales; Poaceae
Product: cytosolic sulfotransferase 5-like
Molecular function (GO): sulfotransferase activity
Source: RefSeq, a predicted model, not a curated record
CGCACAACGGCGCUAUCCAUGGCUGCCUCUGCCGCCGACGACAUUGCCGAGCUUGCGAUCACCUCGCUUCCCCUCGACACACGGUUCCUCCCGUUCCAUCUGAGGCAGUACGGCGGGUUCUGGCUGUUGGAGGAGUUCCUCAUGGCCGUUCCGGCCGUACACUCGGUCUUCAAGCCGAGGCCGUCGGACGUCCUCCUUGCCAGCUUCCCCAAGUGCGGCACCUCCUGGCUCAAGGCUCUCGCCUUCGCCACGUGCAAGCGGGCCGAGCACCCGCCGCAUGACCUCAACCACUCGCUCCGCCGUGGCAACCCCCACGAUGUAGUCAGGUACCUGGAGAUGGCGUUCGCGCAAUCGACGGACAACAAUGGAGCAGGCGAUGUGUUCGCGGUGCUCUCUUCGCCACGCGUGCUUGCUACACACCUCCCCUACUCUCUCCUGCCAUAGCGCAUCACCGCGGAGGACGAUUCUAAAUCGCAAACCGGAUACGUGUUUACACUGAACGGUGGAGCUGUCAGUUGGUGCAGUUCUAAACAAAGCGUCGUGGCAGGAUCUACGUGU